UCUUCUGUCACGUCCAUGAUGUCUUUCGUUGGGGAAAAAUAAAUUGAAAAGCUAAAAUAAACAAAAUAACGUUUGUAUAUAGUUGGUUAAAGAAAAAAAGUAAAUCCUUUGACAGUGACAGUCACGUAAUAGUGAUUGAAGAAGCUGCGAUUUCUCGCAAAUUCGAAAAUAAAACGAUUUAGCCGAAUUAUUCGAGUGUAUUAUAAAAUACAGUUUUUGUACAUAGCAACAGAAUGAAGUUUUUCAAGAAAUUUAUGAUGCCAUGUGGACUUUGCUCGGCUGUACCGGUCUUGAAACAAGCACCCGAUGGCCCCAAACCUUGUUGCAACGAGGUUCAAGAAAAGAAUCUAAUUCGUCCCUCAGAUCUUCCAAUUUAUACUAUCGACGAAUGUACUAAGAAUAUUCCAUGUGCUAAAAAUGAAGACUGUGGGCCUUCUGUCUUGGAGCAGGGUUUUGGAACUAUUCGAAGAAGUUUCAUGGGUGUUGUUUCACAAUAUGAACUAGUAACCGAUACCGUUAGCAACACUAUCAGCACAGGAAAAGAACACAGCGCGUUUCUCGUCGAUUAUCUUCGAGACGACCCAAGUCCUUUACCUCGUAUUGGUGCAAUUACUGUUGGAGGCUUGCUAGGAUUUUUAUUAGGAAUUCGAGGAGGAAAAUUCAAGAAAUUAGUUUACACUAGCACCGGUUCUCUAUCCGUUGCUGCCUUCAUUUAUCCUGCUCAAGCACGAAAUGGAUUAGAUCUAGCAAAACAUUACACGAAUAUUGGUUAUAACUUCGUUUACGGCGUGAAACCCGGAGAUUCAAAUCAAUUGGAAAUUCACUGGCCAGAAUUGCCAACUUCUUUGUCGGAGGUUGGAGAUUUAGUUGUUGGUGUUGGUUCCUCGGCCGCUUGCGCUGUCGUAAAUUUGACGACUAAAGCUAUAGAUGCAGUGAAACAAAAAGAGGCCAACCCCAAAGAACCAGCGUCCAAACCGAAGACAAGUUAAAUCGAAAAUCGCUGGUAGUCGAGCUGCGGAAAAGUGUAUGAACAUCUAAGUAUUCACAAAUAUCAGUAUACUUACAAAUAACGAAUCUUCUUUAACAGUAUGUAAGAAUUAU
Molecule: messenger RNA, 1101 nt
Organism: Belonocnema kinseyi
Lineage: Eukaryota; Metazoa; Arthropoda; Insecta; Hymenoptera; Cynipidae
Gene: Mic26-27
Product: MICOS complex subunit MIC27
Exons: 7
Coding region: 234-989 (251 amino acids)
Biological process (GO): cristae formation
Cellular component (GO): MICOS complex
Source: RefSeq, a predicted model, not a curated record